UCCACGCCGCCGCCGAAUCGCAAACUCGCAAUGCGCAGCUACAGAGGAAGCUAGGGUUUGGAGAUCCACCAAAUCCCUUGCCCGGUCUCGGUUCCCCUUCUUCCUCGGCACCGGCCGGCGCCGGCCCCCUCGUCAACGACCUUCUCCGGCGGCCGGUCGCUUUCGGCGGCAUGGAUUGCCCCAAGCGGAGCGCGCCGGCUGGCCUCCCCUACGACGCCAUCGUGGAGACCCUCGCGCGUCUCCCCUCCAGGUCCGUCUACCGAUUCAAGUGCGUCGCCAAGGCCUGGCGCGACCUCAUCGAGGACCCCCUCAACCGCAAGAAGCUCCCCCAAACACUGGAAGGGUUCUUCUUCAUAGACAAGCCGGAUGGCGUCGCCAGCGUCGUGAAACAUGUCGAUUUCAUCAACCUUUUGCCGAGAUCCGUGCCUCUCGACAUCGACCCUCGCUUCUCUUUCCUGACGAAGCGGCCCGAGAUUGAGAACCUUGUAUUCUCGGAUUCCUGCAAUGGGCUCCUCCUUUUCGAUCAUGUUCGGAAGUCGAACUCACUUGACGUAUUGGGUUACAUAGUGUGCAACCCGGCCACAAAGCAGUGGGAGACUCUGCCCACCUGCAGCUGCUGUCUACCACUAACAGAUUGUUCAGAUUGGUAUACCUUUUUGGCUUUCGAUCCAGCUGUCUCCUCUCAUUUUCACUUGAUUCACUUCCAGUUUGGGGGGGGUUAUUAUGAGGAGGCAGAAGCAUUGGACGGUCAGAUGUUUGUGUAUUCACGGCCGGUGUUUCAAAUGUGUUCAUACUCGUCUGAGGCUGGGACGUGGAGUCAGAGCUGAAUCAAAUCGAAAGAACAAUUACAAUUAGAAUUAUGGCACUAUCAGUUCAGCAAAAUCAGCUGGCAUGCCUUUUUCAAUGGCAUCCUACAUUUGAUGAUACUUUCUGGUGUUGAACAUGAUCGGAUAGUUGCUCUGGAUGUACAAGGAAAUGCUCAAAGGAUAAUCACAAUACCAGCUGCUGCAGAGGGGAGGCGUGGGGAAUAUAAUGGUUAUAUGGGUCAUUCCCAAGGGCGUCUGCAUUACAUCAACAAAGAAUUUAAUUCUCAUGGCUGUAAUCAGAGCUACGUACUGUCUAUCUGGGUCCUUCAGGAUUAUGAUAGACAAGAAUGGCUGUUGAAGGACACUGUGAGCUUUCUGAAGCUCUCUGGAAAAAAGAGUUGCACAGGCAGCAUGUCGGACUUCUCCGUUGUGGCCAUUCAUCAAGAUUGCAAUGUGGUUUUCAUUCUUCAAUCCCUGAAUCGACUAAUAGCAUAUGACAUGAACCGCAAGGAAGUGAGUGUUAUUGCCACUUUUGAACACGAAUCUCGCGGUGCGAGAAUUGCUCCUUAUAUCCCCUAUUUCUCGGAGUCACCGGCGCUUGCAAAUAAGCUCUGAAAGUGUAUGCUCUAACCAUGGAGCAGCUAGCAACUUGGUUAGGUGGCGGUGAACUUAGGUGGAACGUUCUGUCUCUGCUUGGAUGUAUUCCUCUUAUGCUUUUGGUCUAAUUAAUACAGCAAGCCUGUUUUCGUCUUGGUGUGGUUUGUGUUGAUGUUAGAUGCUUCAAAGGCUACCUUUUGUUUCCAAAUGAUAAUUGUCUUCUUGAAGCCUUCGUUUCUUGUGGACGCUCUUGCAAACAAUUAUAAACUAUGAAAUCUCUUUC
This is a messenger RNA of Panicum virgatum (switchgrass), 1686 nucleotides long. RefSeq names its product putative F-box protein At1g60370. The record is from RefSeq and is a predicted model, not a curated record. Gene Ontology annotation, molecular function: protein binding. The transcript is spliced from 2 exons. Lineage: Eukaryota; Viridiplantae; Streptophyta; Magnoliopsida; Poales; Poaceae. The coding region runs from base 171 to 827 and encodes 218 amino acids.